AUGGACAGUGAAAAUGGUGCCUGUGCAGAGACAUUACUAGUGGUUGCCGAGCUGCGCCCGGCGGGCCCCAGCGCCGGUCGCCCGGAAUGCGGCCUCCGCCCCGCCGCGCGACGCGUUGCCGGCGCCGAGCGCUCGCGUAGCGUAAUAAAUAAAGGCGGGGCACCGUUGCGUGCGCGCGCACCAUCCCGCGCCCUUCAUCCUCAGGUCAUUGACUCGUACUCCCUCGCUACCGUCGCCAUCACCGGUGCUACUGCCUAG
Danaus chrysippus (African queen) is the source of this 258-nucleotide messenger RNA. NCBI's taxonomy places the organism in Eukaryota, Metazoa, Arthropoda, Insecta, Lepidoptera, Nymphalidae. The record is from the annotation of a GenBank genome assembly.